AUGCCAAUUACUGGAAAAACGAUACCCCAUUCGCGCCAACCUUUGUAUUUCAAGUCACUAAAGGAGCUCGACAACUGGUCAGCGGGUGGUGCAUCUAAUCGUUAUGAUGGAAUUGUAAAGUACCAAUCACGACGGCCGGGUGUCGAAUCCCUAAACAGAGGGAAACUUUUGGUUUGCCAUGAUUACAAGGGUGGCUACACUGAGAGCCCUUUUGCGCGAUCUUACACCUUUAACUUUUGGCCUACUUGCGAUACGUUUAUUUACUUUUCACAUCAUCGGGUGACGAUUCCACCCCCUGGAUGGAUAUCCGCAGCGCACAGGCAAGGCGUCAAGAUGUUAGGAACAUUGAUAUUUGAGGGAGGCGGAGAAGAAGACUGCCUUCGAUUGCUGGUCGGUAAAAUGCCAACUUCGAAGACAGGACAGGUUGGGCAGUCAGCGACCUGCUUGACUUUGCCUUUAUCACCACAUUAUGCCAGAGUUUUAGCCGAUCUGGCACGAGAACGUGGAUUUGAUGGAUAUCUUCUCAAUUUCGAGUGCCCAUUAGCUGGUGGCGUUGAACAAACUCGUGCUUUGGCGGCUUGGAUUACAUUGUUGCAUUCAGAGAUUCUCGAGAAAGUUGGUCCUCAUGGUGAAACUCUUUGGUACGACAGCGUGGUCAUCAAUGGCAGACUUGCAUGGCAAGACCGCUUGAAUAGCUACAAUCUUCCGUUUUUCCUGUCAUCGAGUGGAUUUUUCUCCAACUACACAUGGCGACCAAAUUAUCCCGCACUUACAGCGCAAUAUUUCCUCAGCUUGGACCCGGCACUCGUCGGAAACACCGCAGAAUCAUACUCUCACCGCACAUCAAAAACUGUACGAGACAUAUAUAUCGGAGUUGAUGUAUGGGGUCGUGGUCAACAUGGAGGUGGUGGUUUAGGAUGCUACAAAGCGAUCAGCCACAUAUCACCGGAAACCCUCGGGCUGAGCGUCGCUCUGUUCGGACAAGCUUGGACAUGGGAGAGCGAACAAGAUAAGCCUGGAUGGACCUGGGACAGCUGGUGGGAGUACGAGAGUAAACUAUGGGUUGGACCAGUUGAUGGGCGCGUUGAAGUUCCGGAAGCGCCACGCAGACAAGGCGAACCGGACUGCUUGCACGGCCCGUUCGUGCCUCUCUCAUCUUUUUUCCAGCAACUCCCGCCGCCUGAUCCUUCCCAAAUACGCUUCCACACCACAUUCUGUCCCGGGACUGGCCUCGCAUGGUUUGUCGACGGCAAAAAUGUGUACACCAGCCCCGGUGGCUGGACGGACGUCGACAAGCAAACAAGCGUUGGUGAUAUGCUUUGGCCGCGCCCGAAACUCUUCUGGGAAGACGAGAGAGAAGAUGUUAUACCGAAUGUACUUUCGGCCUUUUGCAUGGACGACGCGUGGAACGGGGGUAACUCGAUCAGAAUCAAGAUCUUUGCUCCCGGUUCGAAUGAUGAACUUGCAGCAUAUAGACCACUGUGGCUUCCUAUUCAAUCUCUCAGCAUAGCACCGAGGAAACCUUACAAGGCAAGCUUGAUCUACAAGGUUGACGACGACCCGGCGUCAGGAUUGGAGAUCGAAUUUGCUUUGGCGGUUAGAACGCUGUCAGGCUCUACGGAUGAUUUUGUUUGCAACAUUGUUUCGGCAACGACGGAGGAGCUUUCGGAAGGUUGGAACAAGUUGUCGAUUGAAUUCAAUACUUCGACAAGUGAUGAGGUGUCUUCGCCUCCGUCUCAUGUCGUCAUUGGCCUUGUAGUUGCAAUGCUUACAGAGGAGCCAUCAGAACCCGUAAAAUUAUCGAUCCUCCUUGGUCAACUCAACGCCUCGCCUAGCCUUCCACAAUCUUAUUCAGAAGAAGACCCUGUUAUACUCUGGGCGGACUUUACACCGACCCCUUCAACAUCUGAAGAUGUUACCCCGGCGAGAUUCUCUGGUACUUUGACUUGGGAGGUAGCAGCGUGCUUCCCACCUCUGACGUCACUGAACAUCACCACACCGGAAGACCCGAUAUCAGCAUGGAACACGCAGCCCACCAUCAACUGGUUCCCUUCUUAUAUAUACUUCAACAUAUACGCACUGCCCUUCACGGACCAGUGGAACGUUGGCCCAGUCGAGCAGGCCGUGUGGAUUGGAACGUCCGGCUGGGAUGGCCAGAAGAACGGCUUCGACGUGCUCCCAGAAAACUUGCCUAUGAGCGUUCCUGCGGACAAUAUCAAAAUUCGUUUCUUUGUCCAGGGCGUGAACGACCGCGGGGAGGUUCUCAAGUGGGGAAAAUGCGCAUUUAUUGACGUGUCUGCGUAA
Psilocybe cubensis is the source of this 2304-nucleotide messenger RNA. RefSeq lists its product as uncharacterized. Gene Ontology annotation, cellular component: cytoplasm. The record is from RefSeq and is a predicted model, not a curated record. The transcript has 7 exons. Gene Ontology annotation, biological process: protein deglycosylation. Lineage: Eukaryota; Fungi; Basidiomycota; Agaricomycetes; Agaricales; Agrocybaceae. The coding region runs from base 1 to 2304 and encodes 767 amino acids. Gene Ontology annotation, molecular function: mannosyl-glycoprotein endo-beta-N-acetylglucosaminidase activity.